AAAUCUCAGCACGUUUUCUCUGCGGUGCGAUGAGAGAUCUUCAAGGAAAACUCACUCAUGCAAUCCUAUGAGCAUGUACAGGCGAAAACUGAAGGCCUUGGGAUAUCAUCACCCGGAAACUUUUGACGUGAAUAAUGAAGACGAAUUCAGAAACCUUGUUGUAUGGCUGGAAGACCAGAAAAUUCGCUACUACAAAAUAGACGAGCGGAAGGAACUCAGAGAUACUAAAAAGAUUGAAUGGACAAAAAGUCUAAAAAAGUAUUUAGAUGAUCUUCAAUGCCCUUUGGAUUUUUCACAAAAGCCCAGCGUAGUUGACUGGUUACUGGCUCAUGCUGUAAGAGUUGAAUUUGCAGAGAAUGCUGAAACAUACAGUGCUGCUGUGCAAACUGUCAAGAAAGAAAAGGUUGAAGUAAUAGAAGAGCAAUCACUUGAUGACAGCCUAAUCAAUUUGACUGUUGACAAUCCAGAUCUUAAAGCUGGUGUAGCAUCUUUGUCAAAACUUCUUAGCUUACCAGAACACCCUGAUCACUUUGUUUUGCUACAGGCUAUCCACUCACUUAUUGAAGGCAAGCUAUCAUCAUUGGCCUCCAAGACUGGUAAAAAAGUGAAUAAAAACACUGAAGACGUAAUUCCUCUUCGCAAGGUGGACUUGGGAUUUAACACAGGAGACUCUGCGGUCAACGAUGCCGCCAAGAUAAUCAGGUUAUUGCAUGUCACAGAACUACGAAAUCUUCAAACGAGGAUCAACGAGGCUAUAGUAGCAGUUCAGUCCAUUACAGCUAAUCCUAAAACAGAUCAAUCACUCGGGCGAGUUGGCGUGUGAUAACUUGUUGUAUUUGGGAGCACAGUUUAAUGUCUCUCAGUGGCAGACAUGGCUUCGUACCUUCUUAUCCAAGGGUCUAACAUACUACUUUAUCCGUCAGUCGCACAAGAAGUCUAUCUGUACAUAGCAUAGUAAGGUAAUUUAUUACACGACUCAGGCAGUCAGAGGGCCAAUAACUAAAAUCAACCAAUCAAAAUGCUCUAUUGC
Molecule: messenger RNA, 1030 nt
Organism: Stylophora pistillata
Lineage: Eukaryota; Metazoa; Cnidaria; Anthozoa; Scleractinia; Pocilloporidae
Product: tRNA-splicing ligase complex subunit RTRAF
Source: RefSeq, a predicted model, not a curated record